GGCCCCGUUGCAACGUAAUCUGUCAUGCCACUGCGCAUGUUCAUUUUUUGGACAAUCCUGUGGCCCAUUUCAAGAUGGCGGCAACGGUGGCACGGCGAGUAGGCCAGCUUCUUAGGCCAGUUGGUACAAGAUGUCUGAAUUACGACGCAACAAGGACAAAUAUGAUGAUAAAUAAACACUCUAAGGUUAUCUGUCAAGGAUUCACAGGCAAACAGGGGACAUUUCAUAGUGAACAAGCACUUGCAUAUGGAACAAAUCUUGUUGGUGGUGUUUCCCCUAAGAAGGCUGGAACAAAGCAUCUUGGAAGACCAGUUUUUGCUUCUGUAAAAGAGGCUAAAGAAGCAACCAACUGUGAUGCAACAGUUAUUUAUGUACCAGCCUCUGCUGCAGCUGAAGCCAUAUUUGAAGCAAUUGAUGCAGAGGUUCCUCUGAUUGUCUGUAUCACUGAAGGAAUCCCACAGCAAGAUAUGGUCAAGGUAAAACGACGACUUUUAGACCAAACUUCAAGUAGAUUAAUUGGACCAAACUGCCCUGGAAUAAUUAAGCCUGGCGAGUGUAAAAUUGGUAUUAUGCCUGGCCACAUUCAUAGGCCUGGAACAAUAGGCAUUGUUUCUCGUUCUGGUACGUUGACAUAUGAAGCCGUGCAUCAAACAACCCAAGUCGGUCUAGGACAAACUCUCUGCGUCGGUAUUGGAGGCGAUCCAUUUAAUGGAACCAACUUCAUUGAUUGUUUGGACAUAUUUUUAAAAGACAACAACACCAGAGGAAUUAUAAUGAUUGGUGAAAUUGGUGGUGGUGCUGAGGAAAAAGCUGCAGAAUAUUUGUUGGAACACAAUGUUGGAGAAAAACAUAAACCUGUUGUUGGAUUUAUUGCAGGGUUGACUGCACCCCCUGGAAGACGAAUGGGUCACGCUGGUGCUAUCAUUGCUGGCGGAAAAGGUGGUGCUGGUGCAAAGAUUGAAGCAUUGAAAGAGGCUGGCGUACACGUCACCAAUUCACCAGCACAGUUAGGAUCAACCAUGCGAGAGGUUUACGACCGUCAUUACUAUACACGAUGAAAUGUCAG
Rhopilema esculentum is the source of this 1066-nucleotide messenger RNA. The record is from RefSeq and is a predicted model, not a curated record. Lineage: Eukaryota; Metazoa; Cnidaria; Scyphozoa; Rhizostomeae; Rhizostomatidae.